Messenger RNA from Anguilla anguilla (European eel), 5486 nucleotides. Its product is annotated as anoctamin-2-like. Gene Ontology annotation, biological process: chloride transmembrane transport. Bases 173 to 3325 code for a protein of 1050 amino acids. Gene Ontology annotation, molecular function: protein dimerization activity; chloride channel activity. The record is from RefSeq and is a predicted model, not a curated record. NCBI's taxonomy places the organism in Eukaryota, Metazoa, Chordata, Actinopteri, Anguilliformes, Anguillidae. The transcript has 27 exons. Gene Ontology annotation, cellular component: plasma membrane.
GGCCUGAUAAGCCCUAGCUCUCUCAGGCAGUCAUGGAUUUAGCUGCCAUUGCUGCGCGCAAAUUAAGCCUGUCCAGAGUGUCGAGUGGACUGUGCACUCUCUGCUGUCCCCAAGUCCUCCUGCCAGCGUCUCUGCUCGCCCAUCGGUCUUGUUGCCCCUUCACAUCGCCAGUAUGGCGAAUAGAGCGUCCCCGGGCACGGAUCCACCAUAUGGUGCUCCGGAGGGAAUCAAAAUUUCGACUGCCAUAAGCGAGUCUUCCUCGAUCCACAGCGACAAAUUCAUCAGUGUACCACGUCAAAUGUCUGAGUAUGAUCUGGACAUGAUCAACGGCUUGUUCGACCCCUCUGAUUACUUCGAGGAGCGACCAGAGACUAGGAAUACCAUGCAGCAGACGCCAAGCGACAGCAAAAUACCCGUGGUUAACAACUUACUGGACUCGGACUCGCCAGAGGACAUGAACAAUGGUCUGUACUUUUCUGACGGAAAGAGGAAGGUGGACUACGUGUUGGUAUACCACUUCAGGAGACAUUCAUCUCUGGGCCACAGACUGUCUGUCGUUUCCAAUGGCAGUUUUAAAAUCACCGUGGGCACAAAGGACUCUCAGCUGGUGCAGGAGGUGUCUGUGGAUGUGGAUGUGGAGCCUCCGGACCCUGCUGACAGGGAGAAGACUUCAGUAAGAGAGGAGUUUGAAGCAAGCCUGGUAGAGGCCGGCCUGGAAAUCGAACGGGACAAAGAGCAUAAGACCCACGGCACAAGCUUUGUUCGGCUGCAUGCACCCUGGCAGGUCCUGAGCAGAGAGGCUGAGUUCCUGAAGAUCAAAGUACCCACAAUAAAGAGUUAUGAGCUGAAGGAGGAGAAGGGGUUUUCAGGUGCAAUGAGUGCACUGUGGCGCAAAAUCAACCAGCCUUUCCAGCCCAAAGUGCCACACCUAAACAGCAACAGCCGCACGAAGUACAUCUCCCACUCCUUCUCUCGGGACAAAUUACACCUGUACAACAUACAGCAGAAAGACACUUUCUUUGACAACGCAACACGCAGUCGAAUAGUGUACGAGAUACUGAGACGCACCUCCUGCACACGGACUUGCCAAACCACGGGUAUAAUCACGUUAAUAGCUAAAGGUGUCUACGACUGUGCCUUCCCCCUGCAUGAUGGUGACUUUAACACUACUGGUGAAGAGGAGCAGAGGAAUGACAGACAGCUCCUGCAUGACGAAUGGGCGAGAUACAGAGCCUUUUACAAGUACCAGCCUGUCGAUCUCAUAAGGAAGUACUUUGGGGAGAAGAUUGGCCUUUACUUUGCCUGGCUGGGUGUCUACACGCAAUUGCUCAUCCCAGCCUCCAUAGUGGGCGUCAUUGUCUUGUUCUACGGCUACGCCACCAUGGAAACCAAUGUGCCCAGCAUGGAGAUGUGUGACAGGCGGCAAAACUUCACCAUGUGUCCUCUCUGCGAUGGCGCCUGUGACUACUGGCAUCUGAGCACCGCCUGUGACACCAGCCGCGCCAGCCACCUCUUCGACAACCCCGCCACUGUCUUCUUCGCUGUCUUCAUGUCCCUCUGGGCCGCCAUGUUUAUGGAGCACUGGAAACGCAGGCAGAUCAGUCUGAACCACAGCUGGGACCUGAUGGCCUUGGAGGAAGAGGAGGAGCACCCCCGACCGCAGUACGAGUCCACCCUCCUUCAGAAGAGGCAGAGGAGGAGUAAACGGCAGAAGGCCGCGCAUGACAGAGUUGUGGAGGAGAGGGUGGAGCCCGGCAAGGACAAAUGGAGACAGAGAUUACGUUCUGCCGUGGGUGUAGCGAUUCUGUCAGGACCCCGGAAACUGACAUGGAGAGACAGGUUGCCUGGAUACAUCAUCAACAUCUCCUCCAUCUUAUUCAUGUUCGGCCUGACGUUCUCUGCUGUAUUUGGCAUAAUUGUCUACCGGAUCACCACUUCGGCCCUCAUGGCCAUGAGCCCUGACCCGGAGACCAAGUCCAACGUGCGCGUGACGGUCACUGCUACCGCGGUCAUCAUCAACCUGCUUGUCAUCCUGAUCUUGGACGAGAUCUAUGGUGCUAUUGCCGUCUGGCUCACCGAACUUGAGAUCCCUAAAACUGAAAGGGAUUUUGAGGAACGGUUGAUUCUGAAGGCUUUUCUCCUGAAAUUUAUGAACGCGUACGCCCCCAUCUUCUAUGUGGCGUUUUUCAAAGGAAGGUUCGCCGGGCGCCCGGGGGACUACGUGUACGUCUUCAACGACUACCGCAUGGAGGAGUGUGCGCCCGGGGGCUGUCUCAUCGAGCUCUGCAUCCAGCUCAGCAUCAUCAUGCUGGGGAAACAGCUCAUUCAGAACAACAUUUUUGAGAUCGGAAUUCCGAAGCUGAAGAAACUGUACAGGACAUUGAAGGAAAGAGGCGCUAGCCCGAAGGACACUGAUAACCAGCAGGCCAGAGCUCCCCAACGCUGGGACCUUGACUAUGACCUGGAGCCCUUCGAAGGCCUGGCCCCUGAGUACAUGGAGAUGAUAAUUCAGUUUGGAUUCGUCUCCCUCUUUGUGGCCUCCUUCCCCCUGGCACCACUCUUCGCUCUGCUGAACAACAUCAUUGAGAUUCGACUCGACGCCAAGAAGUUUGUCACAGAACUGCGACGGCCAGAUGCUGUGCGGGCCAAGGACAUCGGAAUCUGGUACAACAUCCUCAAUGGAAUUGGCAAGUUCUCGGUCAUCAUAAAUGCGUUUGUCAUCUCCUUUACCUCGGACUUCAUCCCACGGCUGGUCUACCAGUACAUGUACAGCGAGACGGGUACCAUGCAUGGCUUCAUCGACCACACCCUUUCCUACUUCAAUGUCACUAACUUCAAACCAGGCACUGCCCCCAACUCCUCCCAGUAUGGCAAAGAGGUCCUAUUAUGCAGGUAUAAGGACUACAGGGAACCGCCCUGGUCCCCGGAGGCCUACCAGUUCUCCAAGCAGUACUGGUCAGUUCUUGCUGCCCGACUGGGCUUCGUCAUCCUGUUCCAGAACCUGGUGAUGUUCCUAAGCAUGCUGGUGGACUGGAUGAUUCCCGACAUGCCCAAAGACAUAAGCGAGCAGCUGAAGAAGGAGAAGACCAUGAUGGUGGACGUCUUCCUGAGGGAGGAGAAGGAGAAGAUCCAGCUCAUCCACAGCCUGUUCGCCAAGGACGAGGCCGGGAAGCCCGAGGGCGAGGCCCUGCUCCUCAAGCAGGAGCAGGAGCAGGCGCAGAAUUCCGGGGACGCCGGGCCUCGAACCCGCUGCCGCGCUGCCAGCUUCAGCCAGUUCAGCAGACAGUCGCCUCAGAGUCCGAGCGUGAGGCAUACGGCGGUGUGAGGGGGGAGACGGGGGCCCCAGCUGGAAUGGGCCAUGCCCUGAGGAGGGGUGCAGUGUUCUGGAGGACAGUUGGUGGAGGCCGUGUAGGAGGCCGGGAUUCAGCUCUUCAGGGGAAGUUUCUCCAGAAUGUGUGGAGAGACUCUUUCCUCUGAGGGACCAUCCCACCAGGGCCAACGGACGGCUUGCGAUCUAAAGCAGUUCUUUAUUUAUUCCUGUUUGUCUGAGCUGGUGUAAAAGUUGCCCAGUGUCAGGGUUUAAAGCAGUGAAGUUUUCCUUUCCUUCUUCUCUGUUCAUUUUUGUUGACUUAUUUUUUUAAUCUAUCUGAGAAGCUGCGGGCCUCACCGGCAACCGAGUGAAGUGGAAGAAAGACAGAGGCGCUCUCCUGUAGUGGAGAUGGACCUGAACAUAACAGCCCAAUGUUCAUAUUGUGAGAUGUGAACAACAGUAUUUAAGGUUUGUGUUUGAUCCACUUUGUCCUCCCUUCAGUAGCAGUUUUUUUGUGUGUGCAGAUGCUCCAGAGCAGUGUGGACUACCGGCUUCUUCACGCUUCACAAGUCAUCACGCAACUGCUGUUCGCUUUUCUAAGACUCCUCUGUGAAAUAUCGUUUGAGAUAAAUGAGCAAUACUUUUCAUUCUCUCAGGUAAAGCCAUCACUCUAGGCUCAUAUUGUUGAUUUUUUUUAAAUAACAUUUCCAGGCAGGGUCAUUACAUUAAAUCAAUGGGAAUGUGAAAUAAUAUAACUUCAUGAGAACAAAGUAAGUUAUGUUUUGAAAAAAAUUGUUUGAAAGUUGAAAGAUAUUAAAAUCCAUUAAUUGUGGAAAUUGUAUCAAAAAUCCUGUUAUGAGGUUUUUCUUCCUGUAAAGCAGGGCGAAUGGUCUCAGGGGUACCAGUGCCGGUCAUAUAAACUUGUACCAGAAUUUAGUUUAAUGUUAUAUGAGAGUGAUGGGGGGAAUGGGCCUGCUGUUAGGGGCUGGGGGGAAAGCAGUGUGUUAAUGGACCAGUGGGGCGCAAGCGUGUCUGAGAUAAGGAUGGAAAUGGCCGUGCCCAUUUUGUGUGAAUAUACAUGAUGGUAUGGUUUUUUUGGUGAGUGAUUUGGUAGAGGGAUUGUUUGGUGCAGGUUACUGGGACGGAAGGGUAUUUUGUGUUUGUGACUGGGGCAGUGGUGGGUUGGGGAGGUGGUUGGUCUAUGAUGUGCAUUUGCAACAAUGGAGCUUUUUUUGUACAUUAUUUCCAGUACACACUGAUAUUUAUCUUUAGUUUUAUUUUUUAUUUGCAUGAUGAGCAUAUGGAAAAGAAAUAUACUUGUGCAUUUAAUAGUUAUAGGCCUAUAUUUUCAUUUAAGAUCUGGAGGUUUUUACAUGGAUUUCACAUACAAUGAGUGCUUAGAGGCUGUUGCCAAAAUACUAGAUGCCUCAAAUAGUCACAAGUAGCUCUGUGUCUCACUGGAUGGGAAUUACUGAAUGCUGGUUUUUUUAGCAAUAAUCAUAAUCUGUUAUAGUAGAGUUGGCAUUUUUAGGUUUGUCUUAGGUUCCAUGCUCUGGAGGUAUAUGGUCAGUCUUGGUAGCUGGAGAAAUGUACAAUGUGGUUCCCUGGUUCGUUUGUGGUGUAACUUAGUGACGGUGGCAAGUCCAGCAUUCAGCACCAACCCACUUUGAACAGCUCCACUCCUACCAUGACAAGAAUAUGCCCUGGAUACAACGCUUUAAUUUGAAAUAUUAAUGUUGGGCUAAAAGGCCCUACAUGAUCUUCAAUGUUGUCUACAUGUGCAUUUCUCUGAUGGGGGAAAACUUGGGUGGCAAAAUUCCAUGAAUUUUCAUAAUGGGUAAUUUUCCAUGCAAAUUAAUGGGAAUUCAUAGGAAUUAAUAGGUUUUUUUUGCACACUGAUAAUUGCAGAACUGGAUGUAUUAUUAAUAUCUACAAUAAACAUAAGGUAUGCUUUUACAUUUGUGUGGUUAUACCUGUAAUAACCUUACUUAAUGAACAACAUUAUUCUUAUGUUUACAAAGACGUCAUUAUUUUAUGACGACAUGCUGAAAUGUAGUCUUUGCAGUAAUGUAUACUUGAAAAUAUAGUGAUAGCUUAGCCUCUUCUGUAUCACCCCCUUUUUUAAGCACAAGCCUGAAAAUUAAAUACCCAAAAUAAAAUGGUUACUAUUCUUGAA